Messenger RNA from Aspergillus lentulus, 852 nucleotides. RefSeq names its product extracellular proline-rich protein. Lineage: Eukaryota; Fungi; Ascomycota; Eurotiomycetes; Eurotiales; Aspergillaceae. The record is from RefSeq and is a predicted model, not a curated record.
AUGAUAAUGCACUCUUUGCUCGUUGUCUCUGCCCUCGCAGGCUCUACGCUUGCCUUUUCUGGUCAUCACACUUUCUCCAACUCGACCGUCCCCUCUCACCACUCGUCCACUUAUACUCUGCUUCCCACAGGCGGAGGUGGUGGUAAGCCUACUCACACCGGUGGCAAUGGCAAUGGCACUGGUCAUCCUCAGCCUACAACGACGGUCGUCCCUGGCGGCGACUCUGGAUCUGUCUCCACCGUCACUGAGACCAUCACCAAGACGACGUUCAAGCCCUGCUCGACUCCCAUUCACACCCAGAGCGGUACCACCUACUACAGCACGUGGUUGACGACCUCUACCUACGAGACAACCACCUGCUACACCACCCACGUUCCACCAGCUACUGCAGCCCCGGGUGUUCCUCCCCAGACCACAACCGUCAGCCUGCCCGGCCCAGGAAACAGCUGCCCUCCUCCAUCCACAGUCACCGUAACCGUCACUGUAGGCAGCGGCGGCAGCGGCGGGAAUACAGGGACGCCCACCCAGGCACCAGCACCCGGUGGAGGCAGCGGAAGUGGUCCCGGUACUGGUACUGGCUCCGGACACUGCAAGCACUGCGAGACCAUCACCUACACCAACACCUACGGCUACACGACCACUAUCGUGAUUCCCCCGAUUUCUGAACCCACGAGCACUGCUACCACGCAUACCACGGACACGGGAACGACUACCAAGCCGGCGCCCCCUGUUGGGACGGGUACUGCCCCCAGUCACAGUCAUACUCGGGGAUCACCAACUGGCACUGGCGGUGGACAGGCGCCUACUGAGACGAAGACGUGGCAUUUUGAGAGGAGGAUGGUGAGGGUGUAG